Messenger RNA from Fukomys damarensis (Damara mole-rat), 255 nucleotides. Its product is annotated as ubiquitin-fold modifier 1-like. Lineage: Eukaryota; Metazoa; Chordata; Mammalia; Rodentia; Bathyergidae. The record is from RefSeq and is a predicted model, not a curated record. Gene Ontology annotation, cellular component: nucleus; cytoplasm. Gene Ontology annotation, biological process: protein K69-linked ufmylation.
AUGUCGAAGAUUUCCUUUAAGAUCAUGCUGAGGUCGAACCCGAGGCUGCCCUAUAAAGUACUCAGUAUUCCUGAAAGUACAGCUUUCACAGCAGUCUUAAAGUUUGCAGCUGAAGAAGUUUAGUUUCCUGGAACAAGUGCAAUUAUUACCAAUGAUGAAAUAGGGAUAAAUCCUGCACAGACUGCUGGAAAUGUUUUUCUAAGGCCUGGUUCAGAACUGCGAAUUAUCCCUAGAGAAUGUUUUGGAAAUUGCUAA